AUGGAAGGCCUCUCUUUGGUGGGUUUGCAAGCAGCCUGCCGGGCCUGUGGCCUCGACGCCGCGGGCGACGCCGCGGAGCUCACGGCCCGGCUGGCCGUGCACAUGGCCUGCGAGGAGACGGAGGAGCCCUCGGGAGAGGCUGAGGGGACGGAUCCUGCGAAGGAGAACUGCGCGCAGCUUGUGGAAACACCUGGGCCGACCGAAGCUGAACCACAGCCCUCGGAGGUUCUUGAUGCACUUGCGGAUGAGGCAGACGGUGGCGUCCACCCGCUCGAGACACUCGAGCCGCUCGAGCCGGAGAUGACAGUCAAGGAGCCUGUCACGGAGCCGCUGGACUUGGUGCCCUCCCAGAUUUCGAUUCCCGCGGCGCAACCCGAGCCACAGGCUGUCAGUGGACAUGCUGUGAGCGGAGAGACAAGCAGAAGUCCGGUUAGUCCGGCUGCGGUUUGUACACAGACCUUGGACGAGGGCUUUCGCGCCGGCCUCCGACUGUUACACACAGAGGAGCUUCGGCAUCUCUGCACGGAACGUGGUCUGAUCGCAACAGGUACAAAGCGGGAGCUGCUGAACGUGCUCCUGGCUCACUUUGCCUGUGCCCCGCAACCCACUCCCACCCAGGAUGCCAGCUCUCCCAGCCCACACCAUCACAGGCAUCACGGGCAUCACGAGCAUCAAGCAGUGCCAGCAGUGCCGGCAGAAUCCACCGCAGCCCCUCCGACCAAGCCGACGAAGCCACCGACGAAGGCGCCGAGCCCUCUGCCACCGCACCCGCCCGCGCAGGCACGCGUGGACCUGGAGCCGCCACCAGCAAAAGCGCCACGCAAAGCGCAAGCUUUGCAAGCACAGCCAAGAAGGGAAGAGCCCGAGCCGUCGAAAUCGGGAACGAAAGUCAGUGAUAUGCAGGGUGCGCAGCCGGCGCUCGUGGAAGAAGUUGAGCAAUUGCGACAGCUCCGACCUCUGAAGCCGGUGCAGCGUGUCACACAGACAUCGCUGUUGCGACGCCAGCGUGGCCCCGGGCCAACAGCGGCCCCGAAUUUCUCGGCACUCUGGCAGACAAUGUGCCCUUCCAAGCAAAGCGAGAUUCCGGAGAAGCAAGGUGAAGGCGUUGGUCUCGCAGUGCGGGCUGCUGGCAUGCCGCACGUCGGCGCCCGGCGCGCGCGGUCCGCGCGACCCGCGCGGUCGCGGGCACAAGCAGUGGGUUCCUGCCAUGCCUCGACCGUUGCAGGACUUCCAUGCCGCAAUGCUGGACACAUCAAGCCUGCUGGUGCUCGCUUCGUCUACUGCGCCAUGCACAGCCCUCGCUGGGCUCGCUUCGAGACGGUGGGCGUUGAUGAGUUGAAGCCGCGCCCUCGAGUCGCAAACGACAGCGGAAAGGGAGCACCAGAUGGGCGCAAGCCGUCUCUGCUUGCUCCAAAAGAUGCUGUGAAGCAAAGCGGGCAGAUCGGAAAGGCAAGCAAGGUCCAGGCUCCAGCGCCAACACCGGAGCCAGUCAAGGCAGCACCACCGUCAGUUCGCGUUUCGAGGAAGCAAGGGUCGUCAGUUCGGCUGAUGGAGGCCCCGAAGGGAAUGAAACAGGAUCUGGUGGAGGCCGCGUAA
Molecule: messenger RNA, 1596 nt
Organism: Symbiodinium natans
Lineage: Eukaryota; Dinophyceae; Suessiales; Symbiodiniaceae
Source: the annotation of a GenBank genome assembly